Salpingoeca rosetta is the source of this 842-nucleotide messenger RNA. RefSeq lists its product as uncharacterized. NCBI's taxonomy places the organism in Eukaryota, Choanoflagellata, Craspedida, Salpingoecidae. The record is from RefSeq and is a predicted model, not a curated record. The transcript is spliced from 3 exons. Gene Ontology annotation, cellular component: histone acetyltransferase complex. The annotation marks the transcript as partial. Gene Ontology annotation, molecular function: histone H3 acetyltransferase activity; protein binding. Gene Ontology annotation, biological process: chromatin remodeling; positive regulation of transcription by RNA polymerase II.
CAUGAUUUGUGGUGAUGCCUCGUUACACUUGUUCAGUGUUCAGCAUGCGUCCACACACGUAAGCAAUGUCUCCAAACUCACCGUGCACCUGCCUUUGUUGUUGUUGUUGCUGUUGUCGUCGUCGUCAGGCCGCAAGUGUGAGAAGCGGCUGCUCGCGUGGAUGAAAGGAAUUGUGCAGGAUUUACGCAAUCAUGAGGCAGCGUGGCCCUUCAAGGAGCCCGUCAACCCAGACAUUGCACCUGAUUAUUAUCAAGUGGUGGAGGAGCCCAUGGACCUGAAAACACUUGGACGAAACGUCAACGACAACAAGUACAUUCGCUUGGAGGAGUUUGUUGCAGACUGCACAAAGAUCUUUGACAACUGCCGCUUCUACAACGAGGAGGACACGCUGUAUUACAGCGAGGCGAAUCGACUGCAAGAGUACUUUGAACGCCGCAUGAGCGAGGCCCGCGCACAUGUGCGGUGAUGGCGUUGCCUGCACGCAUCCGCCACAUGCGCGCACUCAAACGUGUUGUGUGUGAUCGGUUGCCUGCUGCUGAUAGACGUUCGUAGUUGACGUAUCUUCGUGCUUCUUCCACCCCUCCCUUGUCCCCAUUUCUUUCACAUACACACAGGCAGGUGUACAUGAACGAUAAGCGAGUUGUUUUCCACGCCUUGCGCGUGUGCAUAUAUCUGUGUUUGCUCGGUUGUGCUGAUGGGGUUGUAGCCCCAAAGUUUACUCUCGUUGUUUGUAGAUUACAGCCAAACACGCCACCGCAAAACACACACGCACAGAAAACCACACAAACGCACGCUUCACAAUGCGCACAAGACAUGACACGAGAGGAGGGGCGACAGCUGUA